Molecule: messenger RNA, 1230 nt
Organism: Symbiodinium pilosum
Lineage: Eukaryota; Dinophyceae; Suessiales; Symbiodiniaceae
Source: the annotation of a GenBank genome assembly
AUGGCAAGCCACACUAAGCAUGCACGGUUGGGCCGCGUCUACUUCCCCGGGCGCCCGGGCGACUCGCCGCGCCAGCUGGGGCUGCUGGGCCUCACGGGAUGCUGCUGGAGAGUGAUCUUGUUCCCGUGGCAGAAAGAGGCCCGCGGUCGCUGUGGCAAUCUCGGCGCAGAGCAGUGCAGGAAUGGACUAGCGGGUUCUUUGGGCCUGGCUGCCGCCAUCGCACUUGCCCUUGGGUGGGCGGUCUCAGGGUGCCGGGUGCGCUCGAAGGUGGCGCAGUUGGGGCGUGUCCACGAGAUCGUCAACGAGCCGGAGUCCCAAGUGAGCAGUGUGGACUACUUCAACCCCACCUUUGUGGCGCCACAGCUGACGCCGAAACAGUAUGUAAAGGAUCGUGAUCUAGCUUUGCAGAAGGAUGUGCAGACAUGCAUUCGGGAGGUGUACACGGAGCUGAAGCAGCUUGGCGGGCUCACAGCUCUUAGUGUUGAUUUGGUUGGCGGAGGCUGUCAGGCAAUUUCCAGGAACUUCAAGAGCACCACCGGCCGGACCUUUGCCCUGGUGGACUCCGGCCUCUCCACGCCCCAGGACCUGGCCCUCGAUGGCGAGAGGGGCGCGUUAUACGUCGCUGACAGCGGUGCAAAGAAGAUCUACAGAUACCACGUGUAUGUGCAGGACAACGGUGGGUCGCUGGGUCUGACAACAGAUGGUGUGCAGCUUUGCAUCAUGCAGAACACGGACGCUUCUUGGGUCAACGUUGACCUCAAUGGCGACGUCUUCUACUCAGAUGCGACCUCCAAGAGCAUCAACAGGAUACCUGUGGACGUCAUCGACAUGCUGUCGAAGGGGCAGUAUGCGGCGAGCGAUCUCGUUCUCCUAUCUGAGAAAGCCCUCGUGACAGGAGGUGGGGCCGCUCCGGAAUCGGGAUCAGGGUCUCAUUUCGUCUACUCCGUCUACCAGGGCAGUGUGAAUCCACACGUUUCCACGCCUGCCGGUCUUGUUUCCGAUGGAGCCAGGAUCUAUUGGACCAACAUGGUCGACGGCAAGACAGCCGGCAGCAUCGUAGAGGGAGAGGUAUCUCCAAAGCUCCCGACAGCAAAGGCUGGCGAGCCCGCUGCUACUGCCUUCCCUUCGCGCGUCCUCACGAACGAGACUGAUGCCGGCUACGGGGUCACAAAGUCAAACAAGUACAUGUUCUACGCCGCUGACAAGAACGGUGUUGGUGUGGUCACUGGA